AUGGAAGAAAUCAAGAGAAUGGCAGAGGAGUUUGUCAUUGAGGAGCUCAAAAAGAAGAAAAUUCCCGUAUUCUUGCCCGGCGAGACCGAGUAUGAGCGCUCCGUUGCGAAUGCAAAUCUCCUCUACCGCUUCACGAGACCGCUCUGCGUUGUCCAGCCCAAGAAUGUCGGUCAUGUUCAGACUAUUGUAAAGGAGGCCAAGAACAGGGGCGUCCCCAUUACAAUCAAGUGCGGCGGCCAUUCUUAUGCAGGGUUUUCGACCACUGACAAAGGCAUCUCGUUGGACUUGCUGAAUAUGAAUCGCGUCAAGAUUGACGUACAGUCCAAUACCGUUACGUUACAGGGCGGUGCCCUGUGGGGUCAUGCCUACAAGCAACUUGUCAACAAUCGCAUGAAUGGCUUCAUCAUCAAUGGCGGACGGUGUCCCACCGUAGGUGUGGGUGGUUUCCUCUUGGGCGGCGGUCUUGGUCCGUUCACGAGGAGCUUCGGGAUGGGCUGUGACACACUGAAGGAAAUCACCAUUGUCACCGCUGACGGCAAGAAGGUCACUGUCAAAGACACCGACAAUCCUGACUCACCAGAGGGGAAACUGUUCUGGGCCCUCUGCGGUGCGGGGGGCGGCAAUUUCGGUGUCGUGGUCGAGUUCAAGAUGUAUUUGCAAAAGCUGAGCAACAAGAAUGGGUCUGUGGUAGCUGGGAGGUACACCUGGUUUCCCAAAUCCGAUAAAGAACGCUCGAACAAGACCAAAGACAAACUCAUGGAUAAGUUUAUGGACACGAUGAACGAUUUCUAUGCGACCAGAUGGCCAGAUCAAGUUACCAUUGACACAUCCUGGAUCUGCGAUCUCAAGGAGACAAGCAGCGAACUGGCUGUUCGCUUCCUUGUUUAUUACGACGGUACCAAGGGGGAUUUUGAAAAGCUCAUUGCCGACAAACUUGGUGCUGACAAGGCGGAGAACGGAGGGGGAAAGUUAGCAGAACAACUUGCGCGGCGAACCAUGUCAGAGAAGUCAACCCGUUUCCUUCAUGAAACACUUGUCUCCCAGUGGUCAGAAGAAACCAUCAAGGCUUUCCCAACCGACCCAACCUUCAAGCUUUACUCCUCGUUUGUAUUCAAGAACGAUCCCGAGAGGAUCAAGAAGAUCACGUCAAUCAUCCGGGAAGAGAUGGCCAUGUUCAAGACCCGGUUCGCGGGUGAAUCAGGUCUUUUGCAAGUCACUUGGAUACACUCUGGCGGGAAAGCGAGCAGAAAGGAUCGUUCAGCCUCCGCCUUCCGCUGGCGUGAUGGUGUCUACCAGACAUAUAUCAUGCUAGAUUGGAGAGAAAAGUGGAUGGAAGGGGAAAUGAGGGACUUCAUGAAAGCCUUCAAGAAUAAGCUGAGGCCCUUCUCCAUCAUGUCGCGCGCUGCCUUUAUCAAUUUCCCCGACGAAGUUCUGUCGUCAGGCACCGCGGAGAGGACGUACUACGGCAAUAAUACCAAGAACCUGCGGCUCGUGAAGCAGCAAUGGGAUCCUGACAACUUCUUCGAAUGGAAGCAGGGAAUCAAGUUGCCGCAAACAGCUGAGAAAACACCCGUGAAGGCGAAGCGAAGAUCAAAAACAUCUGCCGCGUCUCAGAUACCUGCGGAAGCAUUCAAUGCAUUUAAUUUGAGUCCAGGCGCAUCUUCUGCAUCAUUAGGGGCAGAAAAUGCUUUCAAUAUCAAUGCAUUUGGGGCCCCCGAAAGGGAUUACGAUCGUAAGGACGGGCUCAUGGAUGGGGAUGCAGUGUCCAGUGACGAUGAAUCUCCGGUGAAUGAGCAGGACUUGACGGAUGAGCUGGCAACAAAACAAUGGGAGACCUUUACCCUCCCCCCGGCACGGAGCUUGAUGAACCUUGGCUCCAGAGGUGUUCUUGGAUUGACUGACUUGGGAUUCUGA
This is a messenger RNA of Neurospora hispaniola, 1914 nucleotides long. RefSeq lists its product as uncharacterized. Bases 1 to 1914 code for a protein of 637 amino acids. The transcript has a single exon. Lineage: Eukaryota; Fungi; Ascomycota; Sordariomycetes; Sordariales; Sordariaceae. Gene Ontology annotation, molecular function: FAD binding; oxidoreductase activity. The record is from RefSeq and is a predicted model, not a curated record.